CUGGCCAGAGCCAGGAGGCACAGCCUUACCGAACACGUUGCCAGGGCCGCGCAGGCAGUGCCUCCACCGCGCCAAGCCAAAAGCCGAAAGCAAGAUUUGCCGGUCAUCCGCCGGCAGAUCGGGCAUCAAUCUCGUCCGUUCUGCCAAGGCCCAACCCUGGCGCGGCCGAUAUAACGCCGUGCCGCUCGGCGUCAGUCCACAACACCUCACCUCAGAUCCCCUCUCACAACGCGCCCUUCUUCCUCCCCUCUUCACUGCAAUGUCGACGACCCUGACGACAGAACCUCUGAUCCAGAGCGGCCUUGCCUUCGCUCGACAAUACGGCACCCAGUUGGCGAUUGCGGGCACUGUUCUACUUGCCUCCGGCGCCUAUGCCAUAUUCGAGUCGGCCAGUAGUGGCAAGUCGAUCCCUGGCCCCAAGAGCUGGCCAUUUAUCGGCGAGUUUCUGACCAUUGGCAAAUACAUCGCCGACAGAAGAGUCCACAUGUUCUUCCAUGAUAUCCAAGAAAAGUAUGGCCCGAUCGGCACCGUCCAUAUCUUGGGCCGAACGAGUGUUUUGAUCUCCGACGCCGAUGAAAUCAAGCGGGUCCUCAAGGGCGACGACAAGUGCGAGUUUAUACGCUCCGAAGAGUUUCAACUGACACACAAGGGAAUCGCCCACUAUGCUUUAUUCUUGAUUCCGACCGGCGACGUCUGGAAGCGCCAUCGCAAGUUCCUCCAGCCCGGCUUUGGACCGGUUCAACUGCGAGCAGCUGCGGAAGCCUCCAACCAGUACAUGGACCUCAUGAUCACCAAGCUCGGUGCCUCUUCCAAAAUCAACAUGCAUCUCGUUGCCAACGCCGUCGUGCUUGACAUCAUCGGAGCGAUUGCGUUCUCAAAGGACCUUGGCACUACCGCUCUCCUCGACCGCCCCGCUGAACUUGACGAGGCCUUCAGUCCCUUCAAGAACAUUGCCCAAAUCACCAGCAACCGAUUCGGUCUCAACGAGUGGCUUUGGGACCGCUUUGGCGUGGGGAUGAAGAUUGGCAUCGAUGAGUCGCGCGCCAUCAAAGAAAUUACCCGUAAGACUCUCGCUGAACGCCGUGCCUUGUCGACGCCGCAUCCAAAUGAAGAUCUCAUGGACCGACUACUCUUUGUGGAUACCAGCGGAGACGCAAAAUUCACCGAAGAAGAGAUCCUGGAUGAAAUCUACGGCUUCUUCCUGGCCGGACACGAGACCACCGCCAAUUUGAUUACCUUUGUCAUGAUCGAGCUCAUGAAGCACCCGGAUGUGUACGAGAAGGCUCAACAGGAAGUUGACAGCAUUCUGGGCCGUGACGGACUGCCUGCCCACGAGCAACUCUCGCAGUUCAAGUACAUCGAUAUGGUGAUCAAGGAGACUCUUCGAAUGUAUCCACCUGUUCCGCUGUUGGCCCGCCGCACCACCAAGGACACUCAAAUCCUGGGAUACCACGUCAAGAGCGGGAUUGAGAUCAACGUGGUCAUCUCCCAUCUCCAUCGGAACCCCAAGUAUUGGGAGAACCCUGAAGAGUUCAACCCUGAUCGUUGGAUCAAGCCGCACUACCCCGGCAGCUACUUGCCUUUUGGCGAUGGCCCCAUGAACUGCAUCGGGCAGAAGAUGGCAAACAUUGAAACAAGAAUCUUCGUCAUCCGCGCGCUGCAAAGGUACAACUUCAAGCUGCUUGAUCCGAGCCAGUUGCGCAUCGUCUUCUCCAUCACCCAGGGCUACAAAGAUGGCGUCGACGUCCUUGUUGAGCAGCGAGCAUAAACACCUUUCAAAGCCCUGUAGUAUUCCCAAAGCCUCUUCUAUUGCCCCUUCCAAUAUCUUCAUAUUUGUCGCCUCUUGUUUGUAAAAACAACUCAGUCCAUACGACUCGAAAUACAAAAGGUUGCCCUCGAUAUAAUCGACGCUUUGAGGCCAAUAUACGCACACACGCAGUGGUGAUGCAUCCAUUGCAGCUAUUGGGGGCACGGGAAGGUGGGCCACAAGCGAUGUUUCUGGACCAAGGAUAGGAUUGUGCUUGUUCAAUACAAGCCGCCUCGUAGCGUCGCCAUACAGCAAUGUUC
This is a messenger RNA of Polychytrium aggregatum, 2067 nucleotides long. Its product is annotated as cytochrome P450. The transcript has 9 exons. Gene Ontology annotation, molecular function: oxidoreductase activity, acting on paired donors, with incorporation or reduction of molecular oxygen; heme binding; iron ion binding. The record is from RefSeq and is a predicted model, not a curated record. NCBI's taxonomy places the organism in Eukaryota, Fungi, Chytridiomycota, Chytridiomycetes, Polychytriales. Bases 260 to 1768 code for a protein of 502 amino acids.